Molecule: messenger RNA, 1425 nt
Organism: Staurois parvus
Lineage: Eukaryota; Metazoa; Chordata; Amphibia; Anura; Ranidae
Source: the annotation of a GenBank genome assembly
AUGUUUAACCAUCUUUAUCUGUGUGAUUGCACGCAGGAUACUUCUAUCUUGGAAGAGUACAACAUCAACUGGACACAGAAGCUUGGUGCUGGAAUCAGUGGUCCAGUAAGGGUAUGUGUCAAAAAGUCAACUCAAGAGCGGUUUGCACUGAAGAUUCUCAUAGAUCGUCCAAAAGCCAGAAAUGAGGUACGGUUACAUAUGCUGUGUGCAGCACAUCCAAACAUUGUACAAAUCAUCGAUGUUUAUGCGAAUAGUGUGCAGUUUCCCCACGAAUCUAGUCCAAGGGCACGGCUCCUUAUUGUUAUGGAGAUGAUGGAGGGGGGCGAGCUGUUUCACAGAAUCAGCCAGCACCGGCACUUCACUGAGAAGCAAGCCAGCCAAGUAACAAAGCAGAUUGCUUUGGCUCUACAGCAUUGUCACUCAUUAAACAUUGCACACAGAGAUCUGAAACCAGAGAAUUUGCUCUUUAAGGAUAACUCCUUGGAAGCUCCAGUCAAACUGUGUGAUUUUGGGUUUGCAAAAAUAGACCAAGGAGACCUAAUGACACCACAGUUUACCCCUUACUACGUAGCUCCUCAGGUUCUAGAGGCACAAAGAAGACACCAGAAAGAGAAGUCGGGGAUUAUUCCUACCUCACCAACACCAUAUACAUAUAAUAAGAGCUGUGACUUAUGGUCCUUAGGUGUGAUUAUCUAUGUGAUGCUGUGCGGCUACCCUCCCUUUUACUCCAAGCACCACAGCCGGACAAUCCCUAAGGAUAUGAGGAAGAAGAUUAUGACAGGAAGCUUUGAGUUCCCAGAGGAAGAAUGGAGCCAGAUCUCAGAAAUGGCAAAAGACAUUGUCAGAAAGCUGUUGAAGGUUAAGCCUGAGGAACGACUCACCAUUGAAGGUGUUCUGGACCACCCUUGGCUAAACUCCACAGAGGCACUGGAUAAUAUUUUGCCAUCUGCACAGAUGAUGAUGGAUAAGGCAAUGGUUGCCGGGAUACAGCAAGCCCAUGCAGAGCAGCUUGCCAACAUGAGAAUACAAGACCUCAAAGUCAACUUGAAACCAUUAAACAUUGUCAAUAAUCCCAUCCUGCGCAAGAGAAAGCUGUUGGGGACAAAACCCAAGGAAAAUGUUUAUAUUCAAGAUGCAGAGAAUGGAAGUGAAGAUUCCAAUAUUGCUUUGGAAAAACUGCGGGAUGUGAUUGCACAAUGUAUUCUACCACAAGAAGGUAAAGGAGAAAAUGAAGAUGAAAAAUUAAAUGAAGUUGUACACGAAGCCUGGGAAUACAACAGAGACUGUAAAUUACUGAGAGAUACGUUACAAAGUUUUAGCUGGAAUGGACAAGGAUUUACAGACAAAGUUGAUCGUCUAAAACUUGCUGAAAUUGUAAAGCAGGUUAUUGAAGAACGAACAAACUCUCAAGAAGAUUCUCAAUAG